This is a messenger RNA of Cephus cinctus (wheat stem sawfly), 1755 nucleotides long. RefSeq lists its product as uncharacterized. Bases 248 to 1642 code for a protein of 464 amino acids. Gene Ontology annotation, molecular function: ligand-gated monoatomic ion channel activity. Gene Ontology annotation, cellular component: membrane. The transcript has 7 exons. The record is from RefSeq and is a predicted model, not a curated record. NCBI's taxonomy places the organism in Eukaryota, Metazoa, Arthropoda, Insecta, Hymenoptera, Cephidae.
GAAAAUUGUUGGAAAAAAUUGUACGCGUGCAUUACUAAAUAGAUCACGAAUAAGAGAUGGAAUCAGCGUAAAAGUAUUAUGUACGAUAAAUCAUUGUGCAAUUUCAAAGAAUCUAUAAAGCCUCAUGACAUUUGGAAUUAAUCCGGAAUAUUCAUAUGGAAAGGUCCUGCAUGCACAUUGAUACAUUUAUUAGUUCCUAAAGAGUGAUUAAAUUAUUGAGAACGAAUUUUUAAUUUAAGAAUUUAUCAUGAAUCAUUUCUUAACAGUCAGUCUUCUUGCGUUAAUUUGUAUGAACCACUGUGUUUCCUGUCCUAUAAGCGGUCUUAUCUGGAAUUCUACUGCAGAAGAAUUCAUAUUAAUUUCUAGUAUUGAUAUAUUUUCGCAAAUUCAUAAUAUGAAUGGUAACACGUGCCACAGUGAAUAUUAUGAUUUGGAACAAUACGACAUUAAUGGUACAAACAUAAGAGUUUCGGGGUAUGAGCAGAAAGGCGUAGUUAUGUUUUAUAAUAAUAACACUAAAAUUAGUGGAACUAUCGGAGACAUUUGGACACUUCUUUCAGAGUACCUUCAUUUUGAGAUGAUUUUAACAAAGCUUGAAUCCGAAAUAUUUACUAUUGUCUUGUCAAAUAAUGGAAAUAAUAUUGAAAUUAACAGUGACUAUAUACGUGAUAACAAUACUGAUGUUUUAUUAGCAGUAUCUAUUUUCGCAGAUAAUUGGGAUUACCUGGAGUACACUGAGCCUAUGUAUAAGCAGAAUUUCAGGCUAUACACUCGGCGUCAUUUUAAAGUCAACAAAACUUGGUUAUUUCAGUUAUUCAACUGGCAAGUUUGGGCACUCAUACUUAUAAUAUUUAUAGUAUUUACUAGCACUGAUUAUUUUUUUCGAAAACUUUCGUCCCGAAUAUCAAAAACUAGGAAAGAGAAUCUUCCACCAAAAGAUCAUUUAUUCUACAAUUUUGCUAUAAUCUGCAAUCAAGGCGAUAUUCCAGACGAUUUUGAAAGUUCAAGAAUCCUUAGAAUUUCUAUAAGUCUGUUUUCCGUGUUGAUAUUGUUGGCAUACAGCUCUCAACUGACAUCACAUAUGACUCAAAAGUCGUAUAUACCACCUUUCGUCGAUCUGGAAACUCUUUAUGCAGAUACUACGUACAAAGUCAUAGCCUUUGAGAAUUCAGUAGUAUAUCAAGCCUUUCAGCUACGUAAAAUAGACAUCUACCGCUGGAUAUCAGAUCAACGUCGUGUAUCAUUCAUAAGUCGUUCUGACUCAAAAAUAUAUUUAACUUGCUCGGAUUCCAAGGAAUUUGCUAUAUUUAAAGCCAACGAUGAUUGGCUUACAAGAAAUUGUAACGUAGAGCCAAUUGGUGAAAAAUACUUUGAAAAUUGGAUGGCAGCUGCAUUGCCUAAAGGAUAUAAGUACCGACGUAUCUUUAAUAGAGGAUUACGAAAACUACGUGAAUUUGGUUUUUUCAAUCUACUGUUGAAUCGUUGGAUACAACCUAAAAUCGGACAAUAUGAUACAUUUGAGUUUAUAUCAGUUACUAUAUAUCAUGUUGAAAUAAUUUUUUCAGUUUUGAUUUAUGGUAUGAUAAUAUCUUUGAUAAUACUUGUUAUUGAGAAUAUAAUGUUCCUUGUGAAAUAUCAGUAAUCAUUUAGUGAAAUUUAGAGUAGAUUUAAAAUUGUAGAUUGUUAAUUUCCAAUUGUAGAUUUAAAGAUUGUUGAUGUGGAAUGGUAAUAAAGGUAUGGUUUCUUCAUAUCAUA